CCAGCAGCAUGAUGUAGCGUGCCACGACCAGCAGCAUGAUGUAGCAUGCCACGACCAGCAGCAUGAUGUAGCAUGCAGGGACCAGCAGCACAUAGGUGGAGCCACUGCAUCUCUCGAUGGUAGCGACAUCGACACAGAGCCGCGCGAGUUUCGAUCGUCUGACGACGCGGCGGCGCGCGCGUCUCAGACUGACACCGCCACCAGCGUCGACACGUUCAGUUUCCCCACACUCGGCAGCCAGGCAUCAGAGCUGUGCGGCGGUGGUCCCCUGUCUCAAGACUCUGCGCCCGGGCGAACGGAGGCCUUUGCCGGCGCCACCUCCAACUUUCCCGAGGUCGUUGAUGGGGAUGGCGGCGAGUACGUUCGCGACUGGCCGUUCGGUGCGCCAUCUAUACACGGCGGCGUCUCGCUGCAGCCUGAUCACGCGACGGCGCGUAGCAACUCGCCCGCUCCUGCCAUCAAGAGUCUCGAUCAGAGGCAGGUCAACGUCGUCAUGGCAACAGACGCGGACGAUCCCGGCUCCGUCGAGCAGCCUCACUUACGGUCGCUGCUGAUAAACCAGUUAAACAUGAAGAUUUCUCCGGGCGGCGGCAUGAAGACGGUGAGCCGUCAACACAGCAGCCUCGGAGGGACGUCGGCAAACUAUUGGCACUCACCAGGGGGCGCUGGUAAGGAGAACGAGUUGGCGUGGGAUGCGGGUUCGUUGACGGGCGACACAGUCUGCAGUGACCUGCAACCGGUCAUCUCCACAGACCCCGUCGACAGCGGGUUUUUACCGCUAGGGGGCGCUCUUUUUGGGAGUCAGCGCGGGCUGCCAGCGCCCCCUACGUUUACACUGCAGACCGCGCAGGACGUGCUUGGCGAGGCUGCAGUGUGCGCGUCGCCCCCGGCCCCGGACUGCCCUCUGGUGGGAGACGAUGGCAUGGCGACAAUCGAGGACGCAUUUAGACUACCCCUAGUGCACGAUUUUGAAACGGCUAGUACAAGCCUUCUGAUGGAGGAGAUGGUGUCAUCUAACUCAGCGGCAUGGGAACUGUCCAGGAGACAUAACUUGGGGUGGGCGUAUGAAUCUAUGGAGCGUAGACAGGAGGAGGUGGAGGAAGAGGAGGGGGAGGUUCUUCCCCAUCCCUCUGCGUUGUUUGCACAGGAAGGCAAUAAGGGAGAGGAGGCCAGCCUGCAUCAUGAUGUGAUACUGCAGGCAAACGAGAGGUUGGGAAAGCAUGUCAUCAAGGGUUCAAAAACGGGAACGGUGGCACGCAGACACAGAUACUCCCCGAAUGUUACUGAGCCACGAUCCGCCUCACCUGCCCAGAGGGCCCUCUCUGGUGAGCUCUUCUUCCCAGGAAAAGCAGAGGUUGAUGGACAUGUGACGCCUACUCGACAAGUGAGCAUCCCUGCCGCGUUUGGUUUCUGUGGUGACUACAAAACCGCGUUGUGCAGGGCUCUGAGAGAGCACCUGAAUCUUGGUCUAUUCGACCUGGCCAGGCUCUACCACAGCUGCAUGGCCAACGUCGAUGCAUCCGGUUACUCACACUCACCAGCAGAGGGCAGCAGCGGCAGCAGCAAGAAUCCCGUCUGCGCGCAUGGCUUGCCUUCAAAACUCGUGCAAGUAAAAAAAGAAGGCAGCAAUAAGGGUCGGUUUUUCUAUGCUUGCAGUAACAGCCGGGACACCCAGUGCCAGUAUUUUCAGUGGGCUGGCGAAGCGUCUAGUGCCGGUGGUGCCAUCUCUAGAGUGAGAAUGGAAUCGUCAGGAGAGAUCGAGGUUUACUGUAGGACACAAGGUGUUUCCCUGUACUGCGGCUGUCUCCUAUACCGGAAGUCCUCGAUGGAGAAUCGGAUGACCCGGAAAAGAAAUUUCCAGAACGAGGAUGGAGGAGGAGGAGCAAGCCACGCGCGAUCUCGGCUCUUUCUGCGGCUCACCAGGAAGGAGGCAUCCUCUUCGUACAGCAAGGAUGACCUCUGGAUAGUUGGGAAGACGCUGCACUUCUCCCCCGGGAGUGCCUUCCUUGCCCGGAGUGUCUUCUACGGGCCAACCUCCGGCUGUGAACUCGAGAUUGACCCCAUCAGUGGUUACUCACCCUCAAACUGGUCCAAUAACAUGUCCGUGCAUGUGAUACACUCCAGCAACGCAUCCACCGAGAUGGCGUGCCUGCGGAACAUACAGGACAACGUGUCGCUAGCCACCAUGCCAGUGCUGCCCUCUAUACUUAACAGUGGGGAUGAACUCGCAACCUCAAUGGGUUCCAAGCAGCGGAGAUCCAGCUUCAUACCUCCGUCCAGAACAGCGCCUUCUAGUGGUGCUUCUGGCCUUGACCUUCCCGACUCCGUGAUGCGUGAGGUCGCGCAGAGGUUCAUCGAUAGCUACGGCCUUAAUGACGACCAGGGGGCAGCACUGAUGCAGAUAGUGGGCAUGCUGGGAAGCGAAGCGACCAGCUCUGUGUGUCUUAUUCACGGUGUGUUUGGUGCUGGUAAGAGUUACCUACUGUCCGUGGCCGUCCUGCUACUGAAUGAACUCUUCACGCUCAGCGGCUGUAGCAACUGGAGACUCCUCGUCUCGUCGAUGACCAAUGUCGCUGUAGAUCGUAUCCUGCUAGGGUUGGUUUCACUCGGCUUUGAAGAUUUUGUUCGCGUCGGCAGCCUCCGAAAGAUGGCCAAGCCUCUGCUGCCCUACAGUGUGAUGGCGGCCUCUGGUGGCGAGAAUCAGCAACUACGAGAACUGCAAGAGAUGCUGAAGGGAGACCUCAUUCCUUCGGAGAAGUUGUUGGUGUUGCUUGAUGAAUGUUCGCAGAUGACCGAACCGCUCUCACUACUCCAAUCGCUCCUUUCCGACUGUCGAAAACUGGUCCUCGUUGGCGAGCCUGAGGAUUACAGUCCAGUGAUGCUGAGAACGCAGUACCGCUGCCAUUCCACACAUCAGCGCCACGUAAUGAUCGGGUUUUAUGAUGGGUGCCUACGAGAUGGAGUCACCUACACUGAGAGGGCACCGCUAAUGGAGUGGCUACCGACUCUGUGCUUCUACAAUGUCUCGCAUGGUUCGGAGUGUGCCAGCAGACACGGCAGCUACUACAACAAUGCGGAGGUUGCAUUCAUUAUGGCGUUGAUCGAAUCCCUUCUUGCAAGCGGAACGGAACCGACUGCUAUAGGAGUUAUCACCUUAUACAAGGCCCAGGCAAGCUCAAUCAAUACAGCUUUCCAGCAGUCAAAGGUGCUUGAGGCGUCUGCUAGACGUAGCGUGCAAGUUUCGACAGUCGAUGCAUUCCAGGGAGGCGAGAAAGAUGUGAUCUUGUUGUCGUGCGUUCGAACGAAGAACGUGGGAUUCAUCGACUGCAAAAGACGAACAAACGUCGCUCUUACGAGAGCAAAGCACCACCUGGUUAUCAUCGGCAGUGAUUCCGUUCUGUCUCAGAAUCCACUGUGGAGCAGUGUGCUGCGUCAUUGCAAAGGGUAUCCACGCGGGUUUCAGAGUGCAAGCAUAGCACUCUCUAGCAUCAGGGAGGUAUCGAAGAAAGAAACUUGACAUUGCAACUAUUAGAGGGCACCACUAUCAAAAUAUGCAAUAUGUUGACGAGUCCAUGAGAGUUUGACAGGUGAUCGAACUUUCAAUGUUUUCUGUUCUCAGAUUGUGUUCUAUAUGUAAUUAAAGUCUAUUCAUGUGUUUUAUAUGAAGAAAUAUAUCAUUAUGAUAAUAUUCAUGAACAAAUUUGUACAAAACUCUGUAUUUUCUGAUUUUGUCAUUCAGUACAUAACAAUUUUUUGUGACUUUCUAUAAUUAAAUCUUCACGCUUCAGCCUGAUAGACUGUAGCGUAGCUACGUUAUUUAUUAUGGAAUGUGAAUAAAUACAUAUUCUUCAGUA
Molecule: messenger RNA, 3854 nt
Organism: Priapulus caudatus
Lineage: Eukaryota; Metazoa; Priapulida; Priapulimorpha; Priapulimorphida; Priapulidae
Product: protein ZGRF1-like
Exons: 18
Coding region: 494-3517 (1007 amino acids)
Molecular function (GO): zinc ion binding
Source: RefSeq, a predicted model, not a curated record